Physella acuta is the source of this 1605-nucleotide messenger RNA. Its product is annotated as lanC-like protein 2. The record is from RefSeq and is a predicted model, not a curated record. Gene Ontology annotation, biological process: carbohydrate metabolic process; peptide modification. NCBI's taxonomy places the organism in Eukaryota, Metazoa, Mollusca, Gastropoda, Physidae. Gene Ontology annotation, cellular component: plasma membrane.
UUGUAAACAAAUCUAAAGGAAGUUACUAAACUUCUCACAUAAAAGAUUCAAAUGGAUGGCGACAGAGCUUUUAAAAACGCUUUUCCAGAUUAUGAUGGCUCUAAAUUUUCACUUGACAAAAACAAACAGCUUCAAGGAGCUCCCCAAAGCCAGAUUUUAUUUAACAUAGAAAAGCUGCUUAAAAUUUUGGACCAUAGUGCAGUUGAUGAUGGCAAGGAUUAUUCUGUGUACACUGGAUCCUCUGGACAUGCUCUACUGCAUCUUCAUUUGCAUACAAGGUUACCUAGCAGAAAUGAUGGCAGACACUUGCAGAUAGCUUUAAACUGGCUGAAACCUUGUUUGUCACGUCUCAAAGGUUCAAAGCCAUCUUUUCUGUGUGGUGAUUCUGGUCCCUUAGCUAUAGCUGCUGUGCUCUUUGAUAGAAUGGGAGAUAAAAAGAAAUCAAAAGACUUUGUUUCCAGGGUGGAGGCCAUGUGUGAGGAUGUGUGCAGUGACAAGACUUUACCUGAUGAGAUCCUCUUUGGCAGAUGUGGUUACUUGUCUUCCCUGCUGUUUCUUCAACGCCAACUUGGACAUGGUAUUGUUCACAAUGAAACCAUCAGCAAAGUAGUUGAAGCAGUUUUAAACUCUGGAACUCAGUUUGCAAGGAGGGAAAGAUGUCAGCAACCUUUAAUGUAUGAAUGGCAUGAUAAGCCUUACCUUGGAGCAGCCCAUGGAUUAGCUGGAAUUUAUUUUAUGUUACUCCAGGUGCAAGAGCCAAAUUUACAAGAACACAUCCACCAGAUUGUCAGACCAUGCAUUGAUUACAUGUUAACCCUGAGAUUUGCCUCGGGUAACUGUCCCUCAUCACUGGGCAGUAGCAGUGGGGACAAGCUGGUUCAUUGGUGUCAUGGAGCCCCUGGUUGGGUGCACAUGUUUGCUUUAGCCUACAAGAUUUAUAAGGACAAAAGGUAUCUGGAAGCAGCCAAGCAGUGUGGUCAUGUGGUAUGGCAGAGAGGUCUCCUGCUGAAAGGUUAUGGCAUCUGUCAUGGAACAGCAGGAAAUGCUUACACUUUUCUUACACUCUAUAAGUUAACUGAGGACCACAGAUAUUUAUACUAUGCUUAUAAAUUUGCAGAGUGGUGCUUUGAUUAUGGGAAGCAUGGAUGUCGAACCCCAGACAGACCCUUUUCUUUAUUUGAGGGAAUGGCUGGGACUGUUUACUUUUUGGCAGACAUGUUAGAGCCUGCAACAUCAGCUUUUCCAGCAUUUGAUUACCAAGUCUGAAAUGAUCAGGUGUUGUUUUUUUUUUUUUUGUAAAUUAUUCUCAGUAAAUUUUCUCUUAAUUCCUCCACAUUAAGGAUAAAUUAUCUAAGGUAUUUUAGGGUUUGGACCUGUUUGUUUUAUUCUCUUUUAACUUAUACCUGCAUGAUUGCAUUGAAUGAUCUGUUCAAUCUCACAGCUAUUUUUUUAAUAAAAACUGAAGCAAGAUAUUUAUUCCAUGACAAAUUGUGCAAUGAAGUUGGUAUCUUGAGUAAGUUAUUCUUUAAGUUUAUUUGACCAGGGAUUCUGGAGUUGUGUAAAUCUCCAAAGGUGUAAGCAACUAUACCUUGUGUCCUCCACAUG